GGCUCAAACUGAAAAAACCUACACUUUCGUGCACUCUUUCAUCACUCACUUAUACAAUGACAAUUCUACCCCUACACAGUAAAAUCACAUCCACAGAUCUAAGGAAGAAAAGAACGACAGACAGGAUCUUCCUCAAAGCAUCAGCAUCAGCAUCCAUUUCCUUAUUCCUCUCUCUUUCUCUCUCCUCAAAUUACCCACCUAAUUCCAAACCCACCCAUUUCUUUUCCUUCUAAAAUCCCAAAAUUAUCAUUUCUCAUCUUCUAAAAUUUCCAAACUCUCAACAAAAUCCCAGAUCAAAAAAAUCAAACUUUCUUCAAAAAAAAAACAUAAAAAUGGCGAUGAAUUGCAGUGAAAAUUCGACAUUCACGUUCUCAGAUUUCCCAGAAGACGUACAAAUGUGUAUCCUUUCAUUCCUAACACCUUCAGACAUCUCCGCCUUCUCCUGCACCUCGAAAAGUUUCGUUUCUCUGUGCCGAAACGGCGUUCUUUGGUACGCCAUGUGCGACCGAAGAUGGGGCAAAAAAACCCACAUCAAAAAAUGGGGUGACGGUAAAAUUUCCUUCAAACUCCUCUACAAUACUCUCUCGGAGUACGAGGAUCUCAUCGGAUUUUGGCGUCGGAGCGGCGGAAUCUCCGGCGACGGUGGUGGAAUCUCCGGCGACGCACCACUUGUGUUCUUCGAGUGGGGUGUUUCUUGUGUGACAGCUUCUAGAAUUUCGCCUUCGAAAGAUGGGUCUUACGACGUGAUCAAGUCGCCGUUUCUGUGGAUGAGUUUAUCCGGUGAUGGGCAAGUCUUGAAUUACCUCAAGUUCGACAAGGACAAGAAGCCGAAUUCGGGUGUCGAAUUGAUUCAAGUGAAUGUGAGUUUUAUGGGGAAAGGUCAUGUGGUGUUAGAGGAAAGUAAUUGGAAUUGUGGGACUACUUCAGGGGGUUCUCCUAAUGCUGCCAAUGUUAGUGGGAAGAAAGAGUAUGAUAAUGUUGGUGUUGGAGGUGGUAGCUCAGAGGUUGAGAUUGGGUCGCCACCGGAUAGGAUGAUGUCGGAAAUGUAUCAGUAUUUCGCUAACCGGAGGAGUCCUGGGGCUAGUGGGGAUCGCGCGUGGAGGCGACAGAGGAGGCGAGAGAAAGAGAGGCAAGCUAGAAGGAAGUGGGAGCCUGAACAUCUUGUUAAGAUUGUCAAUUGCUCCCCUUCUCCUUCUCGCCCUUUGCAGGGUCUAUGGAAGGGUAUAUGUGAUGAUAUGAGCCUUGAUUUUUAUCUAGUGGCAUACGAUGACAUUGGAGGUGUUGCUUGUCGAAGAGUUGGGGACUCAUUGAAACCUUUCUCUGGUUACGCACCUGUAUUUUGGACUUCAAAUGCUACAUUUGUCGAUUCCCCACUAUCUCAUGAAGAAGACUACAUAUACUAUACCCGCAUGCAUCUUCGACCUGUAGCUGAAGUAGAAGAGGAAAUUAACGACUAUUCACCUUCACGUAUCAUGUACAUUAACUCAAGUUACGACCUAGUGAUACCGGAAUUGGCAGGGUCUUCUGCCAAUCCUCGGCAUGUGGAGGGAAGGAUUUGGGAAUAUGUUGAUGGGACAUUCGGGUUUGGAUAUCUUCGUAAUAAUUUUAUCGUGGACCUGAAGCAUAUUGCCCAAGAUGGCCGUCUUUUGGAGACCGCUGAACUUUGUAGUGGCUGAUCCAUUAUUCGCUGGAUCUAUUUAUGUACAGAAUUCAGACUAGUCCAGUUAAUUAGGGUCUGCAGCUUGUGAUACUGUCUGUGUAACAUAUUUUUUCUUCUGUCUCUUGUAAGUUGUA
This is a messenger RNA of Beta vulgaris subsp. vulgaris (sugar beet), 1794 nucleotides long. Its product is annotated as F-box protein At3g12350. The coding region runs from base 333 to 1676 and encodes 447 amino acids. Gene Ontology annotation, biological process: SCF-dependent proteasomal ubiquitin-dependent protein catabolic process; gibberellic acid mediated signaling pathway. Gene Ontology annotation, molecular function: protein binding. The transcript is spliced from 2 exons. Gene Ontology annotation, cellular component: SCF ubiquitin ligase complex. The record is from RefSeq and is a predicted model, not a curated record. NCBI's taxonomy places the organism in Eukaryota, Viridiplantae, Streptophyta, Magnoliopsida, Caryophyllales, Amaranthaceae.